UUGUGGUAUUAAAUAGUAAGGACGGCCCUCUAUGUGAAAACGCUCGAUGUUCCGACAGAUGUAUCUCGCGCAUGAAAUACGGUAAACUGUACGUAAAAGCUCAUCAUAGUUUAUCACAGUUAACUGUCUUUCUUGUGUAAUAAUUUUGGUUGUUUGUCAGUAUAAUUACGUACAGGAUUUUUUUUCACAAAUUAUGCAAGAAUUUCCUUACGUGUUAUCAGAAUACGAGGAAAUAAAUCCUCUUCUUUAUAAGCCUAUUAAUUCAACUCAACGAAUCAAGUAUACAUGUUUCAAUACAUCUCCAAACUAUAUCGUAUUAGGUUCAACUAGUGGUAGUAUCUACUUAUUUUCAAGGAAACCAUGCUCCUUUGUACAAUUGAUACCCUUAUCGGAAGGAGCAGUUUCUUGUGUUCUCAUAUCACCUGAUGAGAAAAUAAUUGCCUUAACAACAAUUCGUGGUUUAGUUUGUCUAGUAGCUUUAAAGCCUACGCCAAAAUUGAUAGCCAUAUCAAAUGAACAUAUUCAUAAACAAGUUAACUGCCUUUGUUGGAACGAUAAUAGCUCUGAACUAUAUAUUGGAGAUGAGUGUGGAAAAGUUUCUGUUAUGGUGCUGUCUAUUUUUACAGUAAACGGCAUGUUUCAAGCACCGGCCUGUACACUGAUGAAUUUAGAUUCAACUAUUGUACAACUUAACUUCUCAUCACCUUUAUUGUUAGUGUCAACUUUGACACGCUGUUACAUAUGUGAUACAAUACAAGAACAUUAUAAACAAAUAGGAAAUAAAGCACGGAACGGAGAAUUUGGUGCUUGUUUCUAUAAAACAUACCUUAUAGAAAAUAAGACUGCUUCGGUCGACCAAAAGGAAGAAAAAUUAAUCAGUAAAAAGGGUUCUUUUAAUUUCAUUACAGAGAGUAAUAGCAAGGAACAAGAUGAAAAUUUUCCUCAAAUAUUUUGUGCUAGACCAGGAUCUAGGCUUUGGGAAGUGUCUGCAAAUGGAGUAGUGAUGAAAACUCAUCAGUUUAAAGAAGCACUUGCUAUUUCACCUACAGUAAUAUGCAAGCCAAAUAUUAGAAAACUCAUUUACCAAAAGCAAACUGAACAAAUCUGGCUGCCACAAUCUAUUAAUUUCUCCCAUCUGUUUGUUAUUGCAGAGAAGUACUUAUUUUCAUAUACUUCCACUGGUCUAUAUAUUAUUGAUCCGCUGAAUGCAACUGUGGUACUGUGGAGUAACGAAUUUUCAAAUAUAACUUUUGCGGAGACUAUAGAAAACAAAAUAUACUUGAUGACAUCUGAUGGUGAAUUUCACUGUUUAAUUUUGUCUCUCCUAGAUUCCUUAAUAUUACGAUUGUACAGCCAGAAAAAAUAUUACGAAUGUUUAGAGAUAUGCCUGAUGUAUAAAGUACAAUUAAAGAAAUUAAUAAAGAAUAGUGAGAUUAAUAAUAUUUGUGAUAUAGAGAAUAGGAUAUUUAGAGAUGAUGAACUGUCAACAUUAAUUCAUCCUUUAAUACUUUCGUUAGAAUCUAAUGUGAAAAUAGUUCCAAAAAAAUUAGAUUCAGGUAUUGUAAUCGUUAAUUGCGGAAAUUCAGAUCUGAAAAAUGAAGAAAGUUUUAAAUUUCACUCUGUAUCCCAUUGUUCUUUUCAAAAUAAUGAAAGUGAAUUAAUAACAGAAAAGAAAACAUCAACCAAUUUAUUAAAUGACUUUGAUAAUAAAGUGAAAAGGGAUGAAGAUACAAAUUGCAAUACAGCGGAGGAAAUAGAAGAAAGUCAGGAGGAAACCAAAGAGAUAUUGAAUUCAAAUAAAAGUGUAACACAAAGAAUACAAGCAGAUCUGGAAAUUAUAUAUGCAUUAGUUGGUAAUAUUAGGCCUUUAAUGGAUGAAGAAGAAUUAGAAAAAAUAAUUUUAGAUAUAGAUUGGAGGAUGAAUGUUAUCAAAGAUUCAUAUGAAAACUUAGAUGAAUUAAAGAAUUUUGUAUAUGAAGUAUUAAGAAGCGUAGAACUAUAUUAUUUUAAUGUUCUAUUAGAAAAUGUUUCAAUACAACUAAUACAGUCUACAGAUAACGAAAAUAUUACAAAACAGAUAAUGAAAACUUUUGUUAAUGUGAAUACACAGAGUUGCAGAAAAUGUACCUGUGGUAGUGUGUAUCCAAUGAACGAACUAAUAGAACCAAAGUUCCUGGAGAUUGGUAGAUCCCUUCUUAAGAAAAUGUUAGAUGAAUGUAAGGAGCACUGUAUAAAUUUAUGUAACAAAAUACCUUACAUGUGGCGAGAAUUCUUGCCACUUUACACAGAACAGCAUGGUAUUAUGUCGAAUGAUCUAAUACAUCAAUGCCUUCAAACUAGAGACAAUAUUGUAUUUUCCAUUCUUUUACCGUUAUUGGAUGGAAAACAUUGGAACUAUAUUGCAACAUAUACAAGAGAAAUACAAGAAGGACAGUGUCUAUUCUGUGGAAAGCCUAUGAAAAGGGGAAAUCACGAAGAGUGGGUAAACUGGACUGCUGUGAUAUAUGAAAUCAUGAAAAAACAGGGACCUGACAUUGCCAUGACACUAUUAAUAAAAUUAGAAAAAGCUAUUCCAAACAUUCAUAUUGAUAGAAGUAUAUUUCAAUCUAUAGUAUUUACAAAACUUUUAUAUCAUCAUGGAAUGAAGUGUACCAUUAAUUUUAAUAAAAAUAACUUGGAAUCAUCUGAAUAUGAUACAAUAUGUUCUACAAAGAUUCAAGAUCAAUUGGUAGGAGUUCUCAAAAAAGACUUAAAUAAAGUUAUUAAUAAGAAUGUUUUCGAGAAUGGGCCACAUCAUUGGGGGAUUCGUUAUCAAAAUAAAUUAUCUACAUGUUCUUGUUGCACAUUGUCCCUUCAAACACCAGUUUUAUUAGGUAAUAAUGGAAUUGCAAUAUUUGAUUGUGGCCAUGCUUAUCAUGUAAAUUGUAUGAUAGAAAAGAAACUCACUGCCUGCAAUCUUCAUUCUUAAUUAUAUAUGCACAACAAACAUACAAAUAAAUCUCAUAAAAGAGGAUACGAAUAUUAAUGUGUAAAUGUAGCUCUUAUUAAAAUGGUUUCCAAAAAGAAAA
Frieseomelitta varia is the source of this 3068-nucleotide messenger RNA. It is a transcript of the gene pink, whose product is annotated as Hermansky-Pudlak syndrome 5 protein homolog. The record is from RefSeq and is a predicted model, not a curated record. Gene Ontology annotation, biological process: developmental pigmentation. Bases 194 to 2968 code for a protein of 924 amino acids. NCBI's taxonomy places the organism in Eukaryota, Metazoa, Arthropoda, Insecta, Hymenoptera, Apidae. The transcript is spliced from 6 exons. Gene Ontology annotation, molecular function: protein binding. Gene Ontology annotation, cellular component: cytoplasm.